AGGAGGAGGAUCCCUGAUGCGUUGUGGUGGGCAUUGUGCUGUGGAGUGGUUAUCCUCUUUGUCUAUAUUCUCAGCAAAGGGAACCAGAUUGAGUCAAGACCAGCUUUGGCACAGAUUAUUUCUGUCUUUGUUUGCCUUUGAUGAUGAAGACACCAAGUGCCUCUUCAGUUGUUCCCUUUCAACCUCCCAAACAAUCUCGUCAACACAGAAACCGUGAGGUGAGUUCACGGUUUCUUCCAUCAUCUCCAACAACAACCUCUGUUGAACACUCUUUUCCUUCUUCUCCACGUGAAGUUCUCUCUCCACUUCGACGCAAGACCGGUUCUAGUUCAACAAGACACAGCAACAGCAGCAAGCACGCCGAAGAACAAGGCCCUGCCACACGCCAUCAUCAACUAUGGCCUUCUUCUGCUAAGAGAAACUCUGUCACGCUUGCUGAUCGAAUCAGCGAGGACAGGAUCAUAGAAAACCUUGAACAUGACAAACAGAUCGAUUCUAAGAAGCCCAACAAGGCAAGUUCUGUUUUUUCUUCUAGGACUAAAAACAAGAAUAGCAGCACUCUUGAGAAUGGUUCAAACAAUGGCUAUGGGAAGAAACACCGUUCCAUUGUUCCUGGAAGAUUUUCCUUGGAUGAGAAUGCCUUGCACAGAAAGUUAUCAUCAGGGAGAAACUCUUUUUCCUCCAUGAACUCGGUUGAUUCAGAAUCGGAUUACAGCGAGGUGUCCAUGGGUUUGAAUUCAAGGGAAAAGGGAGUUGAGGUUCCCUCCAAGUACAUGAGUGAUGAGAUGAAAACAAGGCCUAGAAAGGGGACUUCAGAUUCCAACAUUGUAGAUAUUAUGAACACCAAUGAUUCCUCCAUUUUAUUUAAGAAACUCAACUUGAAAACCCCCAUCAAGAGGGCUAACUCUCUUACAUCAGGUUACAAGAGUUCUACGUCUCAGUGGGCUUUGUCACCUGGAAGGACUAGUUCACCAUCCAUGUCGAUUGAAAGCAUGGAUAAACCGUUGUCCUUUUCGAGCUUGAAGAAACAACAUAGUAGUCCCAUCAUGACUAGAGGAGUGGAGAGAUUUUUGACCAUGGGUUUUGAUCUCUUCAAGAGCAAGAAAUCCUUGUUAAAUCCUUCUUCGCCAAUGGGUUCUGGUGGGAAUUAUGAGGCUGGCCAUCAGCUUCGCUUGCUUGAAAAUCGGUUGAUGCAAUGGAGGUAUGCAAAUGCUAGAGCCAAAGUUGUAAAUGAAAACAUUUUUAAUCAAGCACAGAGCAAUUUGUUAUGUGCAUGGGAUGGCCUCACAAAGCUGCAGAGUUCAGUGCUAAAAAAGAUGAUACAAUUCAGCAAACAGAAGCUUAAUAUGAAGCUCAAUUUCAUAUUGUAUUCUCAAAUGAAACUGUUGGAGACUUGGGGAGGUUUGGAAAGGCAACACUCGUCAGCAAUUACCAAGAUCAAAGAGAGUUUGUAUUCUGUUAUCUGUAGAAUUCCCCUCUUGGAAGGUGCAAAGGUGGACUUACAAUCAACAUCAAUCACUCUACGGCAUGCAACUGAUAUCACGGCUUCUAUCGCGUCAAUGUUAACUUGUUUCCCACCUUCAGUUGAUGAGACUGCUUUACUGCUAUCAGAAUUAGCAGAAGUAGUUGCACAAGAGAAACAACUCUUAGAAGAGUUCUAUGAUCUUUUCCAAAUCAUAUCUGUCUUUGAGAUUCAAGAGAGAAGUGCAAAGUGCAAUCUCAUUCAACUUGAAAGUUGGCAAUGGAAACAACAAAAGAUGUUGAAGUCCAUGCUUGGAUGCUGCAAAGUAUACAUAUCAGAGAGCAGAAACAAGACUGCAUUAGAAUCUAUUGAAAAAGCUGCAAGUCUUUUUCCAAAGGCUCCCAUAAUCAACAAGUUUGAGGAUGUGGACUACAACAGAGUUGGUUACACUCUUGUCUCUGAGUUUGAGGAAUCAGAGCCAUCAUUGUCGUCAUCAUCAUCAUGUCAAUUGACAUGUGCUGUGCUUGCAAUGGUGAAGGCUGCAUUUGAUGCAAUUGACUUUGGAUUGCACAGUGGAACUCAUCCUAGGCUUGGUGUUGUGGACCACAUUUGUUUUCACCCCUUGGCUGGUGCUUCCUUGGACCAAGCAGCUACGGCUGCUCGCUCCUUGGCUACGAAAACAGGCUCUACCCUGCAAGUACCUACUUUUCUAUAUGGAGCAGCACAUGAAGAAGGGAGGACGCUUGAUUCAAUCCGAAGAACACUUGGUUAUUUCAAGCCAAAUGCUAAUCAAAACAGAUGGAUUGGGGGGCCAACAUCACACACUUUGCCCCUGAAUCCAAACAGUGGUCCUGCUCAAGUGACUCCAGCUAAAGGUGUUUUGAUCAUUGGAGCAACGAAUUGGGUUGAUAAUUACAAUGUCCCUCUAUUAUCUUCUGAUAUUAGUGCUGUUCAUAGAAUUGCGAAACUUGUUAGCGGAAGAGGUGGUGGGCUUCCUUCUGUACAGGCCAUGGCACUUGCACAUGGUGAAGGUGUCAUUGAGGUAGCCUGUAACUUGUUGGAUCCGAAUAAAGUUGGUGGAGAACAAGUACAAAAUAAAGUUGAGUGCCUUGCAAAGGAAGAAGGUAUUUCUGUGGGAAAGGGAUACUUCACAGACUUCUCGCAAGAAGAAAUUAUUCAAAAAUAUUUGGAGCUGUUUAAGGAGAGAAAUUGAUGUCAAACAAUACCAGGUAUAUUGGAUUUUGCCAUUUGAUGAAUUUUCAUUCAAGGAGUCAAUUUGGCAUUUCCCUUGAGAUUAGGAGAGAAUAUAUGUAUAAGGAUGAGUUCUUCAUGCUAAAGCUCAUCCUUAAAUUUUUAUUCUCAUUUUCAAGGGACAAUAAGAUUGUUCCUAAAAGACAUCAAUGUAGCUUCUCAUGAGGAUCCCAAAUAUUUUGAUCCAUCCAAUGAGCAUUAUGUUAUAACCUAUAGAACAUGAAAAGAUAAGAACCCAACCCAACCAUAUUGAUACCUCCUCUGAUCUUGUGUAAGUUCUAUCUUUCACUCAUCACUUUUCUCUU
Messenger RNA from Arachis ipaensis, 3018 nucleotides. Its product is annotated as QWRF motif-containing protein 3. Gene Ontology annotation, biological process: spindle assembly. Gene Ontology annotation, molecular function: microtubule binding. The record is from RefSeq and is a predicted model, not a curated record. Gene Ontology annotation, cellular component: nuclear microtubule; cytoplasm. Lineage: Eukaryota; Viridiplantae; Streptophyta; Magnoliopsida; Fabales; Fabaceae.